Thunnus maccoyii (southern bluefin tuna) is the source of this 3027-nucleotide messenger RNA. It is a transcript of the gene hdac3, whose product is annotated as histone deacetylase 3. The coding region runs from base 427 to 1644 and encodes 405 amino acids. The record is from RefSeq and is a predicted model, not a curated record. The transcript has 15 exons. Gene Ontology annotation, molecular function: histone deacetylase activity. NCBI's taxonomy places the organism in Eukaryota, Metazoa, Chordata, Actinopteri, Scombriformes, Scombridae.
GAUUGAGCAGCUGAUCAAACAAAGAUAAACCACACUUUACAACCAAUGUAUUCACUGAUUUAAAAACCAUGACAAAUUAAUGGAAACAUUUGACUGAAAAUAAUGAUGAUAUAACAAGCAAAACAAUGAUGAUAUUGGGAAUAAGGCCUGGUGAAUAUUCAUAUUUAAAGAAUUAACCUGUUUGUCAUUGUGUACGCACAAUAUGUUCAGUUUGUGGCUAGAUAUUGUUUACAGACUGUUUGGCCAGUAGCCACCCAGUUUGACCAGUCAAACUUGUGAUCCAUCAGUGUGGAUACUUCAGCGAGAUUCAGCAUUUCCUCUCAAACAGGCUAACAUCUAAAAAGAUUCAUUUCAGAAAAAUGAGUGAAGAAAUGUGAAUGCUUCUUGUUGCUGAAACCAUUUAAUUUAUAAGGUGCUGGCCAUCCCAUGAAGCCUCACCGUCUGUCUCUGACUCACAGUCUGGUGUUGCACUAUGGACUCUACAAGAAAAUGAUGGUGUUUAAGCCAUACAAAGCAUCACAGCAUGACAUGUGUCGGUUCCACUCUGAAGACUACAUAGACUUCCUACAGAAGGUCAGCCCCAAUAACAUGCAGGGCUUCACAAAGAGCCUCAACACAUUCAACGUCGGGGACGACUGUCCUGUAUUUCCGGGUCUUUUUGAGUUCUGCUCAAGAUACACUGGAGCCUCUUUACAGGGCGCUACACAGCUCAACCACAAGAUCUGUGACAUUGCCAUCAACUGGGCUGGAGGACUGCAUCAUGCCAAAAAAUUUGAGGCGUCUGGGUUUUGCUACGUCAAUGACAUCGUCAUCAGUAUACUGGAGCUACUCAAAUACCACCCUAGGGUUCUGUACAUCGACAUUGACAUUCACCACGGUGACGGUGUCCAGGAGGCCUUUUACUUGACUGACCGUGUCAUGACUGUGUCCUUCCAUAAAUAUGGGAACUACUUUUUUCCAGGAACAGGUGACAUGUAUGAGGUCGGGGCAGAGAGCGGCCGGUACUACUGCCUCAAUGUUCCUCUCAGAGACGGCAUUGAUGACCAGAGCUACAGACAGCUGUUCCAGCCGGUUAUUAAGCAGGUGGUGGAUUUCUACCAGCCGACCUGCAUCGUUCUACAGUGUGGAGCAGACUCUCUGGGCUGUGACAGACUGGGAUGCUUUAACCUCAGUAUACGAGGACACGGCGAGUGUGUGGAGUUUGUAAAGAGUUUUAAGAUUCCGCUGCUGGUCCUGGGAGGAGGAGGAUACACCGUCAGGAACGUGGCUCGCUGCUGGACCUUCGAGACGUCUCUGUUACUGGAUGAAUCCAUCAGUGAUGAGCUGCCUUACAGCGAGUAUUUUGAGUACUUUGCUCCAGACUUCACGCUGCAUCCUGACGUCAGCACCAGGAUAGAAAACCAGAACUCCAGACAGUACUUGGAGCAGAUCCGUCAGACGGUGUUCGAGAACUUGAAGAUGCUGAACCACGCGCCCAGCGUCCAGAUCCACGACGUUCCCUCUGACAUGCUGAGCUACGAACGCACCGACGAACCCGACCCAGAUGAGAGGGGCGGCGAGGAAAACUACACCAGGCCAGAGGCAGCCAACGAGUUCUACGACGGCGACCACGACAACGAUAAAGAGAGCGAUGUGGAAAUUUGACCCGCCUGAACACAUGUGGAGGAACUUUCCUUCACAGCUUUCUGUUUCCAUCGCCCGCGGUCUCCAAACCUCACGUCACCACUGCAGAUUUACCAGAAACUCUGAAACUAACGUGCCAGUUCUGGAUGGACUGAAAAGACUCUUUGGGCGAUCCUUCUCUCGUAGGUUCUGUUUCUAGUCUUGUGUAUAACGUCACAGAGUUCACUGAGGAUGAGCCCGAAUUACAUUUACAAGUGGGAUAAACGUUUAUUAUGAUGGAUCCAGAAACAUCAGGUGUUAAAUCUCUGUUUGUGUGAAAAGAAAACAGGAUGGAUGCUCCUUUUUGUUUUAAUUUUCAAACAAUAUCAGGGCUCAAAACAGGGUUUUUUUUCCUUUCUGUAUAUGUCAAAUGUCUAUAUUUUGGUAAUAGCAAUUUUUAAAACAUUUUUCUGCUUGUUAUAUUGUCCAUGUUAUCCCAGUAAUAAGAUGUAUUUGACUGUUGAAAGAGGAAAAAUUCACCUGUAACUCAUUUUAAAAGUCUGUUCAAUCAAUCAACUCAUCAUUUGUAAAUCUAUUUGGAUUCAGGAAACAGCCACAGUAAUGUGUUUUUCACCACACAUCACUCCUCACAUAGAACAAAUAUCAUCAUCUAAAAUAGAAGAUAAUCCAGCGACGGUUUCCAUCAGAAAAGUCGUGAGGAGUUGUUGAUUUAUUUCAUCGUACAAGUGGCAUGCAUGAGUUAAAAGCUGUUCAAGGACACAUUACUCACAUAUUUAUCAGGUCAGAUGUUUAAAACAUCACUUUUGUUUUUAGACAGAAUCUCAGUAGUACAAACUAUUCCAAGUCUCUUUAUACUCAUUAUUUGGAAACUGUAAACAAAGCAGCCUCAUGUGCCUUAAAGCUCUGAGAAGCUGAGCACUGGUGUAGAGCUGGACACAUGUUCACAUCAACUUCAACUUUUAACUUGACACCAAUUUGGAUUUCUACAAGUAAACAUCCGUAGCUUGUUCUGUAAAUGAGGCCACUGGACUGGAACUACUCUCCUGUCUUUUCAUUCCUUUUCUCUUUUUCCUCUGCUCUUUACUGUAUAUACAUAUAAAUGUAUGAGCCGUGAAUGUGUUUCUAAUGUAGAAGAGGACACCGUGAUGAUGAUGCUGGUAGUUUGUUAGUGCAGCAUUUGGGAUAAAAGCAAGAAGUUGACACGGUGAUCAGAUGUCAGAGUGCUGGUCCCUCACUGUGUUACAGAUGUACAUGAGUGGCAACUGAGGUGUGAAGCCACAGUAGAAACACUUAAUGCCGUCUAUUACUCUGGUCCUCUUUUAGCCAGAAACAGGUUUUAUGUGAUUUUUGAUAUAUUGUUGUCAGCAACUUUUGUUUUUAAUAAAAUAAAGAAAUUGAACCACA